Messenger RNA from Nomia melanderi (Alkali bee), 621 nucleotides. NCBI's taxonomy places the organism in Eukaryota, Metazoa, Arthropoda, Insecta, Hymenoptera, Halictidae. The record is from RefSeq and is a predicted model, not a curated record.
GAAAUAAUUGAAAUUCGUGAAGAUUUCACUGCCACUGAUUUGGACGAAGAACAUCGAGUUGCAUACUGGAGAGAAGACAUUGGUGUCAACCUGCACCAUUGGCACUGGCAUUUAGUUUAUCCAUUUGCUGGGGACCCUAGUGUGGUUGACAAGGAUCGCCGCGGGGAGCUCUUUUACUAUAUGCAUGAACAAAUCAUGGCGCGGUAUAACUGUGAACGUUUGUGUAAUCGACUUAAUCGUGUGAAACGAUUUGUUAAUUGGCAUGAACCGAUUCUCGAAGGUUAUUUCUCAAACCUGGACUCUGUCAAUACUAGUCGCAUGUGGCCAGCUCGUCCAACUGGAAUCCCACUAAAAGAAGUCCAUCAACCGCCUGAUUUUUAUUUCGAUAUUACCGAUCUGGAAAGAUGGCGUGAUCGCAUAUACGAUGCUAUUCAUUCUGGAUAUGUAAUUGACAAUAAUGGUAAACAUGUACGUUUGACUGAAAAGGACGGCAUCGAUAUAUUAGGAAAUAUCAUAGAAGCCGUCACUACUUUGUCAAUCAAUAGUACGUUCUACGGUAAUGUUCAUAAUCUAGGACACCUCGCUAUUUGUGUUUGCCAUGAUCCGGAUUAUCGUUACAAG